GUUUGGCGUUAGCUUUCUUGAAAGAACCCAGCUUCAAGAUGUGGAUCCCGACGUUUCAACAGCUCAUGGCACUUCUGCUCCUUUGUUCCCUAGUGGCCAGCCAAUCUAUUAUCUGCAAAUCUUGCCUGAAGGAAAAACUUUUGAGUUUACGCGAACGGAUCAGGAACUCUAUACAGCAAAGACCAAUAAUUCAGCCUGUAUUGGUCCAAAAUCCUCAACCCGUGUACAUUCCAGUAAUUCAACCUGUUCCUUUGGGUCAACAGAGUAACCCCGAAAUCAAGCAGCAACAGUCACAGGUUCAAAAUAAUAAUUAUCAUUUAAAUUUUGAUGUAGCCAAAUUGAUCGAAAGGAUACGAAAUAAUCCUCUUUCGAAAGAUUUGGCGUUGGAUUUGAAGAAACAGUUACAAUCCAAUUCACAAUCUCAAUCACAAUCGCAGUCGCAGUCGUCGCUGUUGCAGUCACAGUCACAGUCGCAGUCACAGUUGGGGUCGCAGUCGCAGAGGCAGUCGCAGUCGCAGUCGCAGUCGAACCAACUGCAACAGCAACAGCAACAAAUAGAGUUGCAGCUUAAUCUCCUUCGACAGUUGCAACAGAAACAGUUAGCAGAGCAGGCUGCCUUGCAAUCCCAGUCACAAUCACAGACUCAAUCACAGGCACAAUCAGGAUCACAGUCCCAGUCGCAGUCCCAGUCGCAGUCCCAGUCGCAGUCCCAGUCGCAGUCCCAGUCGCAGUACCAGUCACAGUCACAAGCUGAUUUUCAAUCACAAUCGCUGCAAAAGCAAUUGAAUCAUGUUAUGAUUCAGUUAAAGAUCCUGCGACACUUGCAACAGAAACAGUUAGAGAAACUACUGUCACAAUCAGACUCACAGUCCCAAUAUAAUUCUCAAUCACAAUCGCUGCAAAGGCAACUGCAACAAAUAGAGUUUCAGUUAAAGCUCCUGCGUCAGUUGCAACAGAAACAGUUACUGCAACAAUCUAACGCUCAAACGACGCUACAAUCAGAGUCACAAGCCAAGCAACUACUGUUGCAGUGGCAAAUUCUUCAACACUUGCAAAUUCUUCGAAAGUUGCAGCAGAAAAAGUUAGAGGAGCAGAAUCGGUCAAAGGACCAGAUAUACAAGCUGAUAAACUUACCUUCAUAUCCCCGCUUACCAGUACUGCUUCCUUACCCGCCGAAGCCUGCUCCUCCUCUUUUUGGCCAGGACCGAAAUGAAUUGGAGAGGCAGAUAAAAAUAUUGCAAGAAUUGGAGCUGAGACAAAGGCAAGAAGAACAGGCUGUAGAGAUCCUAAAGAAAAAGCACCAACAAGGUACAAACCAACGGAUAGAAGAACUUUGGCAAUUGCACCUGCUGAAACAACAACGGGAACAUGAUGAAAUUCAAAAACAAAUUAUCCGGCAAUAUAGGCGAGUCCAAAGAAUGUUAAUAACUGGUUUAAACUUGAAGGCAAAGCAACAGUGGGUGGAAUAUCAACAACAGAAGCGUUUGAAUGAUCUUAAAAAUUGGAAGAUUCAGUUAGAGAAACUUAAACAAGUUGGCAGUUCAAGCUCACUAUCGAAUUCAGAACAAAUUUAUCAAAGUUAUGUAUCGAAAAUUGCUGAAUAUCAACAACAGAAGCGUUUGAAUGAUCUCAAAAAUUGGAAGAUUCAGUUAGAGAAACUUCAACAAAUUGGCAGUUCAAGCUCACUAUCGAAUUCAGAACAAAUUGAUCGGAGUUCUGUAUCGAAAAUUUCUGAAAAAAACACGCAUCAACUUAACUUAGAAAAAAUUGCCCAGCUUGUUGGCUCAGAGACCGCAUCGCAGAAAAUUUUAGAAAGUUCUGGAUCUGAAAGUUCUGGUCUUCAAGGAUCUAAGCAACAAGAAAUCAUCCAAACCAAUGCACAGCAAAUUGUUCAAGGUUCUGAAUCUCAAACCCAAUUGAAGCAACUUCAGUCACAAAAAAUUGCCCACCUUGGUGGUUCAAGCACACAAACUAAUUCACAGCAAAUUGUUCAAGGUUCUGGAUCUCAAACAUCUAAUCUUCAACAAGUGCAGGUGCAAAAGCAAUUGCAUCAGCAUGAGUCAGAUAGCCUUAGCCGCAACCUUGUUGAACAACAAAAUAGCCAAUCUUCUGCAUCUCACGGUGCCAAGCAGGUGCAGGUUCAAUCACAAAAAAUUGCCUCAAGCUCACAGGACAGUUUAAAAGAAAGUGUGCUACAUAAUCUACAGAAGGCGGCCUCACAGGUUGGAUCUCAACAGGUGCAGUCACAGAAUCUCGUACAUAGUCAUGGUCAAAACUCUGCUUCACUGGAACAUUCAAGUCUAUCGCAGUCACAGUCACAGAAAUCGGCCCACCCAUCAUCAUCUAAUUCAGAGUCGCACUUAUCGUCUCAGUCCCAAUCGCAAUUGGUCAAACAUGACUACCUUCCGUCCGACCAAGAUGUAUUGACCUAUUUAUUAUAAAGUGACCACAAAACUGUAACAUUCACUUUAGUUCUCCUCAGGAGUGGACAAAAAUGUUGGGAUAUGAUUUUUCUUAAUUAACAAUUAA
This is a messenger RNA of Drosophila suzukii, 2529 nucleotides long. RefSeq names its product Accessory gland protein 36DE (gene Acp36DE). NCBI's taxonomy places the organism in Eukaryota, Metazoa, Arthropoda, Insecta, Diptera, Drosophilidae. The record is from RefSeq and is a predicted model, not a curated record.